This is a messenger RNA of Triticum dicoccoides, 566 nucleotides long. RefSeq lists its product as uncharacterized. Gene Ontology annotation, biological process: regulation of DNA-templated transcription. Gene Ontology annotation, molecular function: histone binding. Bases 109 to 426 code for a protein of 105 amino acids. The transcript has 3 exons. The record is from RefSeq and is a predicted model, not a curated record. NCBI's taxonomy places the organism in Eukaryota, Viridiplantae, Streptophyta, Magnoliopsida, Poales, Poaceae.
AGAGAAUUUGUGCCUCUACAGUCACCUCGACGCAGAUAAGAAGAGAAGAGAGACUUGGCCUUCUUGCAUCAUGCUCGACCAUGGUGUCCUGCUCGCGUUUGUCUUCCUAUGACCCCUGGUAAAGAUAAGGAGACUUUGUGCCCCUACAGCAAUCGUGGGAGCUGGGAGGUGUCGCUGUUGGCCGAGGAGGUGCCGCCUGGGCUGACGCUCAGCAUCAAUUUCGCUCGUCACCGCCCACUCCGACUCGUGGCUCCUCUCAGCUGCAUUCUUCCUCAGCAUGCCGCUGAGUGCCUAACUAGCGAUAAGGAGAAUUUGUGCCUCUACGUCCACCCCGACAUAGAUAAGAAGAGGAGAGACGUGGCCUUCCUGCAUCAUGCUCGACCAUGUUGUCAUGCUCGCGUUUUGUCGUCCUCUUCCCCCCUGUAAUGGUAAGCUUGUUGCAGUAAGAUGAGUAGAUAUGUCUCUCUCAGUUAUGAAAUUUGUAAUUGGGACUGCUUUCUAGUAGGUUUGGCUUAGGUGUGCUUUUGCAAACUAGUCAGAUGACACAAUAGUAUGAACCUUUAAAA